Ipomoea nil (Japanese morning glory) is the source of this 2021-nucleotide messenger RNA. Its product is annotated as protein SUPPRESSOR OF GENE SILENCING 3. The transcript is spliced from 6 exons. Bases 166 to 1902 code for a protein of 578 amino acids. NCBI's taxonomy places the organism in Eukaryota, Viridiplantae, Streptophyta, Magnoliopsida, Solanales, Convolvulaceae. The record is from RefSeq and is a predicted model, not a curated record. Gene Ontology annotation, biological process: defense response to virus; regulatory ncRNA-mediated gene silencing.
UCAAACUCUGCUUUUGCCAAACUUUUUCUCUCUCACAGUCUCACUGCAACUCUCACUCUCUCACUACGACUCUGCUACCUCACCAGCGGCGAUCGGCGAUCGACGAUCUUGCCUGGAUAACGCUUUCAUUUCGCUGCUUUCGGGUCUCUUCUGUGCAAUUGUUUAAUGAUGAGUUCGACUAAAGGGGGUAAGCAAGCUUCUGGUUCGAGUACCUAUCCUUCAGUGCCAGAUAUGACCGUACAUUCAGCACAAGGUGAUGGAUGGGAGGUUUAUGGUAAGAAGUCGAAGAACAAGGCUGGAACCAGUGGGGGGAGACAGUAUGUUCCCCAAAACUCUGCUGCUGUUUCCACUGGCAAUGCAUGGGGAAGUUCAGGUCAUAAAGCCUGGAAUAAUGGUGGGUCAGGAAGGGGUUCUGUCAGCAGUACAGAUUCUAGAAGACCUUCAAGUGGAGGUAGAGAUAAUGCAAGGUUUCCUCCCGCAAUUCCACCUCCUCUACAACAUGGAUGGAAUUGGUCUAGUAGAGUAGCCUCAAAUCCUUCCUCUGAAGAUGGCCUCAGAAAGAUUGAAAAUAACCAAACCCAUCCUGCUGCAGUGGAGACUGUAACUAUGAAGAAUGAAGAAGAGGAAGAUGAUGAAGAUGAGGAUUUGCUCGAUGACAGUGAUGAAGAGUUUCUUAGUGAUGGCUUUGACUCAGAUGAAAGCGAAAAGAGUCAUGAGACUGCCAAGAAGAAUUCCUGGUUCAAAGAGUUCUUUGAUAGUAUUGACAGUUUGAAUAAUGAAGAACUUAAUGAUCCAGAAAGGCAGUGGCACUGUUCUGCUUGCAAAGGGGGUCCUGGUGCUAUUGAAUGGUUUCGGGGUUUGCAGCCCCUGUUGACACAUGCAAAAACACGACGAUCUAAGCGUGUUAAAUUACAUAGAAAACUUUAUAAACUAUUAGAGGAAGAGCUGCGCAGGAGGGGUACUACUGUUGUGCAAGCAGGUGAACCGUUAGGGAAAUGGAACGGGGUCAAAGAAAAAGAUUUUGAAAUAGUGUGGCCUCCAAUGGUCAUUAUCAUGAACACAAGGGAUGAUAAAGAUGAUAAUGAUAAGUGGACAGGAAUGGGUAAUCAAGAACUGCUUGAUUACUUCUCUGAAUAUGCUGCUGUUAGGGCACGGCAUUCAUAUGGCCCACAGGGCCAUCGUGGCAUGAGCGUUCUGAUUUUUGAGGCCUCUGCAGUGGGCUACCUUGAGGCUGAGCGCCUCAGCAAGCAUUUUACUGACAAUGGAAGAGACAGGGAAGCCUGGCAACGCAACAAUAUGAUAUUUUAUCAGGGUGGAAAGCGCCAGCUGUUUGGUUACAUGGCCACAAAGAAAGAUCUAGACGUAUUUAACCAGCAUUCACAGGGUAAAUCAAAACUGAAGUAUGAGAUUAGAUCUCAUCUAGAGACGGUGGUCAAUUCAAUGAAGCAGAUGAAUGAGGAUAAUCAACAGCUAAUCUGGUACAAGAACAACGCACAAAAGCACCAGAAAAUUGCAAAGGCUGUUAAGGAAUCUUUUAUUGUGAUGGGUGAGAAGUACCGCCAAUCUGCAGAAGAAACAAAAAUUGUUCGUUCAAAAACGAAAGAUCACCAUGUGCAGAAAGAGGAGGAGAUUGAGUAUUUGGAACAUUUAGUUCAGCAAAAGUUCCAAAGCAUAUUGGAAGUCAAGGACCAGUCAGCUGUUGAUAAUCAAAGGUUUAGGGCCGAGGUGGGAAAAUAUUUUGAGUCAUUGGAGCUGGAAAAGGUGGAACCCAUGGAACGCAAGCAACUGCUGAUAAAAGCCCACGGUGAAUGGGUUAAUAAGAUGAAACAGAGACACCGUGCAGAAGAGGCUGCGGUGGAGGAGGAAUUUAAUGCUGCAUUAACUAGGUUGCUUGAGAUUUGAGAGGAGAGAUUUGUAACUAGUUUAUACUCUGCAGUUAAUAGUUUUGGAACUCCAGAAAAUUUUCGUGGAAGUUGAACUAUUAUAUGCUUAUGUUAUCCGUGACUUGGAUUUUGGAUUUC